Talaromyces rugulosus is the source of this 480-nucleotide messenger RNA. RefSeq lists its product as uncharacterized. Lineage: Eukaryota; Fungi; Ascomycota; Eurotiomycetes; Eurotiales; Trichocomaceae. The transcript is spliced from 4 exons. The record is from RefSeq and is a predicted model, not a curated record. The annotation marks the transcript as partial.
CCCGCAACAACUUGGGGGAUUCAUCUUAUGUGUGGUGACAGUCCCGCUGUGCAUUCUGGCGACAGUCUUGCGGUUUGUCUCCUCGAUGAAAACCAUGGGAGUGAUUGGUACCGAAAGUUGGCUUGCUUUUGUGGCCCUAGUGUUCUUCUUGGUCUACACUUUGAUGUUCUUGUACCGUUCUCUGGACGAUCUCGGCCUAUCUGGCUAAGUGGAUGCUAUGCUGGCCCGUGGCAUACACCUGGGACAAGACAUUGCCCAGAGGCAAAUGCAUCAACAUUGGUAUUCCUGGCUGCCAGUGAGACGAUCAACUCCGUGAUCGACUUCGUCAUGCUUGCUCUUGCGAUCCAAGUGAUCUCUAACCUUCAAAUCAGCAUGGGAGAAAAGCUCAGGAUCGGUGUCCUGUUUUCAUUGGGUACCUUAUCUGGAAUUGUUGGCUUUAUUAAGAUUACCGAGUCAUACACGGCUGCGUAUGGCCACUAG